Molecule: messenger RNA, 1185 nt
Organism: Protobothrops mucrosquamatus (brown spotted pit viper)
Lineage: Eukaryota; Metazoa; Chordata; Lepidosauria; Squamata; Viperidae
Product: zinc finger protein with KRAB and SCAN domains 1-like
Exons: 3
Coding region: 1-1185 (394 amino acids)
Source: RefSeq, a predicted model, not a curated record
AUGGGGGGAUCCCUGGAGAUGCCCCACCAGCAAGAGGACCAGAGCAUGCUUAAUCUGUGGGAAACGCAGUAUCAGGAGUUCCUGAGGGACACUUUUUCCGAGAAGCAGCUGCUGGAGGAUCUCAUCCCGUGGGAGGAGCCGCAGGCCUUCCUGGCCUCCUUUGAGAAAGUCGCCAUGGCUUGCCGCUGGCCGAAAAAAGAGUGGGUGACGCGUCUGCUGCCGGCUCUCAGCGAGGAGUCCGAGAAGGCUUUCGUCGCCCUGUCCGCCGAGGAUCGGGAAGACUACUGGAAGGUGAAGUCGGCCGUGCUGCGCCGGGAAGCCGCCAUCAGGGAGAAGCAACGUCAAGCAUUCCGCCGGUUCUGCUUUCAAGAAGCCCAGAGCCCGCGGCAAGUCCUCGCCCGGCUCCGGGACCUCUUCUGCCAGUGGCUGCGGGCCGAGAGGAGCAGCAAAGAACAGAUUCUGGAGCUUCUGCUUCUGGAGCAGUUCCUGAACAUCCUGCCCCGGGAAAUGCAGAACUGGGUCAAGGAACGUAUUCCGGACACGUGCCUGGAAGCUGUGGGUCUGGCUGAGGAGUUUCUGAGACGGCUCCAAACGCCCGAAUGGAGGGGAGAGCAGAUGAGGGAACCCUCUUUGCCCCUGGAGCCAGAAACACCAGAGGCUAAACCAGAAAUGGCAUCAACACAGAGACCAGCCAAUGCAGACAGUCAGCAGCAAAUCCAGCCACCACUGCAGCCUUAUCCCUCCAAUUCUUGCCGUUGGAAGCAAGGAAGAAUCGACGCCGUCCCGCCGCGCCGUUAUUCCGAAAGGCUGCGGAAGAGCCACCCACCCAUCCAGGUGGAAAUGCUGUCUUCGACUCCCCGCAAGGUGAAACCUAAGCUGAAAGAGCAGCCGCCCCCUGUGCCGCAGACCCCCAAGGACCAAAUCAAGCACUGCGAGGACUGUGGCAAAAAUUUCAACGGAACGGCGAGUUUCCUCCGGCACCGUAUACGGCACACGGGAGAGAAGCGCUACGAGUGCUGUUUUUGCGGGAGAGGGUUCUGCUGGCGGUCUGACCUGGUCCGCCACGAAUGCCAACACACCGGCAAGAAGCCGCACGAGUGCUCCUUCUGCGGGGCAGGCUUCGACCGCAAGUGGCUACGGGUAAAGCAUCAGCAGACCCACCUGCAAAGCAAGCCGAAUCUCUGA